Molecule: messenger RNA, 342 nt
Organism: Meyerozyma guilliermondii ATCC 6260
Lineage: Eukaryota; Fungi; Ascomycota; Pichiomycetes; Serinales; Debaryomycetaceae
Product: mitochondrial 54S ribosomal protein mL60
Exons: 1
Coding region: 1-342 (113 amino acids)
Cellular component (GO): mitochondrial large ribosomal subunit
Molecular function (GO): structural constituent of ribosome
Source: RefSeq, a predicted model, not a curated record
AUGUUUGGUGCCUUUCGUCCUUCGGCCACUCUUAGCGGCGGUUACCUUUGGAAAGUCGCUCCCCGCAUGUCGGCGCCACAGAAAAAUAGGCUCCGCCGCAGAAUGAAGCUUGUGGAUCAAAACAUCGAGGUUUUGUACCAAUCCUUAAAAUUGCCCGACCAAGAAACCACCGGUUUUGACAAAAUAGACCAUUUGAAAUUCAACUUUCCCAAAGAGCACGAGAUGCUGCCUCGCGACAAGUAUACCACGUUUGACAAAAAGGCCAAAGAUUAUAGAAAAUCGGUGCAUCGUGUUCCCAAAUGGACCAAGUUGUCAUUUCGGGAAAACCCCAAAUAUUUUUAG